AGGCCCGGCGGGCCCGCCCUGCCCGGGGACCCAAGGCGCGGCCGCUGCCCUCGCCGAGCCCGCUAUAAGAGCGGCCGUAGGGGCGCUGGGGACAGGCCAUGUCAUCUGUCAGCAUCGAGUGCGUGGCCAGGGAGGGCUGCAGGAUCGGCGAGUCGCCCGUGUGGGACGAGAAGGAGGGCGCGCUGCUGUUCGUGGACAUCACGGGCAGGAAGGUGUGCCGCUGGAGCCCGGUCACCCGGCAGGCACAGGCCAUUGCCGUGGAUGCUCCUGUGAGCUCCGUGGCUCUCCGGAAGUCUGGGGAUUAUGUCAUCACCCUAGGAACCAGGUUUGCUGCUUUGAAAUGGAAAGAGGGGCUGGUAACCACCAUUACUCAAGUGGACAAGGAUAAAGCAAAUACCCGAUUCAAUGAUGGGAAGGUGGAUCCUGCAGGGAGGUAUUUUGCAGGUACAAUGGCAGAGGAGAUUCGUCCUGCCGUGCUAGAGAGACGCCAGGGCUCUCUGUACACUCUCCUCCCCGACCUCUCAGUGGUGAAACACUUUGACCAGGUGGACAUUUCUAAUGGACUGGACUGGUCGCUGGAUCACAGAACCUUCUUUUACAUUGACAGCUUGUCCUACUCAGUGGAUGCCUUUGAUUAUGACCUCCAAACUGGAAAAAUUGGCAACCGUAGGAGUAUAUACAAACUGGAAAAAGAGGAGAGCAUUCCUGAUGGGAUGUGCAUUGACACAGAAGGCAAACUCUGGGUGGCUUGUUAUGAUGGUGGGAGAGUGAUUCGCCUUGACCCUGAGACAGGAAAAAGACUCCAGACUGUGAAACUUCCCGUAGACAAAACAACUUCCUGCUGUUUUGGAGGAAAGGAUUAUUCAGAAAUGUUUGUGACUUCUGCCAGUGAUGGAAUGGAUAAAGAGUGGCUUUCACGGCAGCCACAGGCUGGUGGGAUUUUCAAGAUAACAGGACUGGGGGUGAAAGGAGUUGCACCAUAUCCAUUUGCAGGUUAAAUACACUCUUCAGAGUGGAUUAGAGAGGGCUGACGUAAGCAAGACAAGUCUGAAAAACUACUGAAAUACAUGGAAUAUUUUAAAACUGAUCUUUUUUCUCCCUUUAAACUUACUUGAAAUAUAUGAUGGUACUUUUUCUGCUGUGCUAAAAAGAUUCUCAUCCUAAUAAGCUAUUGUUGUAAUUCUAUUUUAUGAUUAAAUAAUAUUUUAAUAUA
Molecule: messenger RNA, 1213 nt
Organism: Taeniopygia guttata (zebra finch)
Lineage: Eukaryota; Metazoa; Chordata; Aves; Passeriformes; Estrildidae
Gene: RGN
Product: regucalcin
Biological process (GO): L-ascorbic acid biosynthetic process
Molecular function (GO): calcium ion binding; gluconolactonase activity; enzyme regulator activity
Source: RefSeq, a predicted model, not a curated record